UUCCGGGCGCUCACUCCGCAGCUGGCUCGGAGUCAGCUCCUCCCUCAUGUGGUGGCUUCUCCGACCAAAGGAGCUUUGGACGUGAACAGUUUCGCUGAGGAGCACUUUUCUCUCCCCCCCACCCUCAUCAGUCCUCCCCCAUUAAAAAAAAAAAAAAAAAAAAGCCCAUCGAGUCAGGCACUUUGGCCACAUCGACCUGAGGAGGGGGGAGUUUAGGUGUUGGAUGAUCGGGUCUCCAGUUCUUCAUCCACCCAGAUCCCUGGCAGCGAUGGAGACUCGGGCUGCUUUGUGCCCGGGCUCGCGCCUCCUAUCUCUGGGUAUCUGGCUGAUGGUGGCCGCGCGCGCCCUGCCACACGCCGGCGCGGUGAUAAGCUGCGCGUCCUGCCCGUCGCCGGUCCAACUUCACAGACAGGAGCUGCAGCUGAACCGGGGGGCGGCCGGCCUCAGGAGCGUGCGUGCGGAGUUCAGGGAACUCGGGUUCUCCAGCCUGGACGCUGGUCUGGACCGGGACCACGAGCCGGGGGAUUCUACUGAGGACGUCCCGCAGUUCCACCGGGAUGAAGCUCCAGGACGCGACGGCGCUGCGCUCCGGAGAGCCAAGAGGAGCGGCGCGGAGUUUGGCGACAGCGGGUGGAGCGGGGGGGCCGGCGGGGGUGAGGGCUCGCAGGUGGACGGGCAGAGAUCAGUCAGGUGGAACCGGGAGGACGGGGGCGGGAUUAACCGGCAGGACGAGCCCAAACUCAGCAGCAGCACCUUCGCCCUGACGGGGGACUCUGCGCACAACCACGCAGUGGUGACCUGGUCCGGACAGAACAGCAGCGUGAUCCUGAUUCUGACCAAACUGUACGACUUUCAUAUUGGCAGUGUCACUGAGAGUACUCUUUGGAGAUCUGCAGACUACGGCUCCACAUAUGAGAGAAUGAAUGAUAAAGUUGGUUUCAAGACUGUCCUCAGUUACUUAUACGUGUGUCCGACCAACAAAAGAAAGAUCAUGGUGCUGACAGAUCCGGAGUUUGAGAGCAGCGUGCUCAUCAGCACAGACGAGGGAGCCAGCUACCAGAAGUUCCGCCUGUCUUUCUUUGUCCUGAGCCUGUUGUUCCACCCCACCCAGGAGGACUGGGCCUUGGCCUACAGUCACGACCAGAAGCUGUACAGCUCAGUGGACUUUGGGAGGAAAUGGCAGCUCAUUCACGAGCACGUCACCCCGAACAGAUUCUACUGGUCUGUGGCAGGCCUCGACAAAGAACCAGAUCUGAUCCAUAUGGAGGCUCACACACCAGAUGGAAAUGUGCAGUACGUCACAUGCAGAGCUCAGAUGUGCACUGAGGCAAACAGGAACUAUCCGUUCCCUGGAUACAUCGACAUCAGCUCUCUGGUGGUUCAAGAUGACUACAUAUUCAUACAGGUUCCUACGUCAGGACGAGCCACUUAUUAUGUGUCCUACAAGAGGGAUUUAUUUAUUCAGAUCAAACUGCCCAAGUACUCUCUGCCUAAGGAUUUACACAUCGUCAGCACCGACGAGAAGCAGGUCUUUGCGGCGGUGCAGGAGUGGAACCAGAACGACACCUAUAACCUCUACCUGUCCGACACCAGAGGCAUCUACUUUACCUUGGCCAUGGAAAAUGUCAAGACCACAAGGGGCAUCAGUGGGAACCAAAUGCUCGAUCUGUACGAGGUGGCUGGAAUUAAAGGCAUGCUAAUCGCCAACAAGAGACAGGACAACCAGGUGAAGACCUACAUCACCUACAAUAAAGGCCGGGACUGGAGGCUGCUGCAGGCUCCUGCUUCCGACCUGGACGGGAACGACGUCCACUGCAUACUGCCUUUUUGUUCCCUUCAUCUUCAACUGCAAAUGUCAGAGAAUCCUUACGUGUCGGGAACGAUCUCCAGCAAGAGUUCAGCGCCGGGAAUUAUCGUAGCCACAGGAAACGUUGGAGCAGAGCUGUCGUAUAACAACGUUGGCAUGUUUGUGUCGUCGGAUGCAGGCAAUAGCUGGAGACCGAUUUUUGAAGAGGAGCACAACAUCUGGUUUUUGGACAGAGGAGGGGCCCUCGUUGCUGUCAAACAGCCGUCUGUGCCAACCAGACACUUAUGGGUCAGCUUUGACGAGGGGAGGCAGUGGACCCAGCACAGCUUCUCCUCGGUUCCUCUCUUUGUGGAUGGAGUCUUGGUGGAGGCCGGGGCGGAGAACCAAAUCAUGACCUUUUUUGGACAUUUCAGUCACCGCUCUGAGUGGCAGCUCAUCAAGAUAGACUACAAGUCCAUCUUCAGCAGGAAGUGCACGGAGGAGGACUACCAGACGUGGCACCUGCACAACCAGGGCGAGCCGUGCGUCAUGGGUCAGAAGCAGAUCUACAUGAAGCGCAGGCCUGGAAACUACUGCAUGCUGGGACAGGACUACUCCAGAAUCCUCUCAGCCGAGUCUUGUAUUUGCCGGGCUCAUGACUUUGAAUGUGAUUAUGGGUACGAGCGGCGAGGCGACGGAAACUGCCGACCGGCCUUCUGGUUCAAUCCUUCCACUGUGUCCAGAAGUUGCAGCCAGGGUCAGAACUACUUCAACAGCACUGGUUACCGUAAAGUGGUGCUGAACAACUGCACCAAAGGAGUUAAAGAGAUGUACACGGCGAGGAAGCAGCAGUGCCCCAACAGACCUCCCAAAGGACUCAUGCUGACCACCAAAGAUGGAAAACUCACCGCCAACAUGGGCAACAACGUCACCUUCCUGGUGCACCUGGAUGAGGGCGACUCCCUGCAGACAAACAUCCAGCUGGAUUUUGGUGACGGCACAGCCGUCUCCUACUCCAACCUGAGCUGGACCGAGGAGGGAAUCAAACACGUCUACAGAUCUGCAGGAAUAUUUCGUGUCACUGCGCUGGCAGAGAACAUGCUGGGUUACGACACCACCACUCUCUUCCUGCACAUCACCUGUCCGGUGGAGCACGUCCAGCUUCUUGCUCCGUUCGUCAUCAUCACACACAAGGAGGUGAACAUCUCAGCUGCGGUCUUACCCAGCCAGCCACGCACCGUCACCUACUUCUGGUGGCUGGGCAACAACACCGAGCCAGUGAUAACUCUGGAUGGGAGCAUCGCGCACACCUUCACGAUUGAGGGAAUGCACACCAUCACCGUCCAAGUGUCUGCAGGCAACACCAUCCUACAGGACACCAAGACCAUCGCCGUCAAAGAGUUCUUCAAAUCUCUACUUUUAUCUUUCUCCCCUAAUCUGGACGAGUUCAACCCCGACAUCCCCGAGUGGAGGCAGGACGUUGGGAGAGUAAUUAAGAAGGCUCUGCUCCAAGUGUCUGAUUUCCCAGAGGAGCGGCUUUUGGUGGCCGUGUUUCCAGGAGUUCCAACAGCCGCUGAGCUCUUCUUGCUACCCAACAAGAACCAAUCAGAGGACAAGAAAAAGACGGAGGAGGAGCUAGAAAAGGCAUCCAAUGUUAUUGUCAGUGCUCUGAACCAGAACUUGGUGGAGUUUGAGCUAAAGCCUGGAGUCCGGGUCAUCGUGUACAACACACAGUUAACUCUUGCUCCUUUGGUGGACUCCAGCCCCAGACACAGCAGCUCUGCCAUGCUCAUGCUCCUCUCCGUGGUCUUCCUGGGCCUGGCUGUGUUCCUUAUCUACAAAUUUAAGAGGAAAAUACCCUGGAUCAACAUAUACGCCGAGGUGAACCAGGAGAAGGAGCAGGAGAUGAUUGGCUCGGUGGGUCAGGGCGACAGCACGCCCAAAAUCACGCUGAGCGAGUUCGCCACGUCCAAAGAACGCCUGGAGAAGGAACUGGACGCCAGAGUGAAGAGAGGAGUGGGAAACGCCUGCGAGAGCACCAGGGAGAUUCCAAACUGCACCAGCGUGUGAACGGAGCCGAGCUUCGCCGCGUCCGGGGGCUUCUUCUCCCUUUCUGUUUUGUAAUUACCGACGCAGCUGAUGUGAAUAGUUUUCUAAAAGACCUCAUUUCUACGGACUGGCGCGGAUGUCUCAUCCAGCAGCAUCCGCCGCAGCGAAUUCACCCGACCACAUCUCUGUAGUCACUGAAGAAACUUUAAAGCUGCAUUCAU
Molecule: messenger RNA, 4056 nt
Organism: Nematolebias whitei (Rio pearlfish)
Lineage: Eukaryota; Metazoa; Chordata; Actinopteri; Cyprinodontiformes; Rivulidae
Gene: sorcs3a
Product: sortilin related VPS10 domain containing receptor 3
Exons: 27
Coding region: 224-3856 (1210 amino acids)
Cellular component (GO): membrane
Molecular function (GO): protein binding
Source: RefSeq, a predicted model, not a curated record